GGGUUUACGUCUUCUCCUACGCGAUCGAUUCCCCCGUCCACGAGAGAAGUCGCAAGUUGUGCUUCGAAUUCGUGGGGACGAUGGCGGCUGCUGGAAGCAAUAAGAUCAAGAACGCGAAAUUGGUUCUUCUCGGAGAUGUGGGGACUGGAAAGUCUAGCCUGGUAUUGCGUUACGUAAAAGGCCAGUUUGUUGAAUUCCAGGAAUCAACAAUUGGCGCUGCAUUCUUCUCACAGGCAGUCGCAGUCAAUGAUGAGACAGUGAAGUUUGAGAUUUGGGACACGGCUGGGCAAGAGAGGUACCACAGCUUGGCUCCUAUGUAUUACAGAGGAGCUGCAGCUGCUGUGAUUGUUUAUGACAUAACCAAUCUGGCUACAUUUGCUAGAGCAAAGAAGUGGGUUCAAGAACUUCAAGCUCAAGGUAGCCCAAACACUAUAAUGGCUCUUGCUGGUAAUAAAGCUGAUUUGUUCGAGGCUAGACAGGUUUCUGCUCAGGAAGCCCAAACCUAUGCUAAUGAGAACGGUCUCUUCUUCAUGGAAACUUCUGCUAAAACAGCAAUCAAUGUUAAUGAUAUAUUCUAUGAAAUUGCAAAAAGACUAAUCCAAGCUCAGCCAGUACAGAACCCUCAAGGAAUGAUUCUAGCUGGUAGGCCAAGCGAGAGACCAUCCACUGCUGCUGGUUCUUGCUGCUCUGCCUCUUAGUGAUUUGCUGGUUUUCACUGCCACCCAAUGCUUAUCUAUUAAAUGAAAUGAAACUGCUUCUUGGUGGCAGAUGCUUGGUUUAUGAUUCCAGAAAAGUGCAGGAGAGGUUCUGAUGACCCAUUUAUUGCAAAUGUAAAUGGAUGAUGUCCUCUUUGUCAUAUGCAACUUUAUUUGCUAGUUAUCUGGAACUAAUCCCAAUUCCAUAUUUUUCUUC
This is a messenger RNA of Musa acuminata subsp. malaccensis (wild Malaysian banana), 912 nucleotides long. RefSeq names its product ras-related protein Rab5A. Gene Ontology annotation, molecular function: GTPase activity; GTP binding. The record is from RefSeq and is a predicted model, not a curated record. Gene Ontology annotation, cellular component: Golgi apparatus; endosome. NCBI's taxonomy places the organism in Eukaryota, Viridiplantae, Streptophyta, Magnoliopsida, Zingiberales, Musaceae.